Parascedosporium putredinis is the source of this 3423-nucleotide messenger RNA. The record is from the annotation of a GenBank genome assembly. NCBI's taxonomy places the organism in Eukaryota, Fungi, Ascomycota, Sordariomycetes, Microascales, Microascaceae.
AUGGCGACAAACGGCGCGACGAACGGCGCUGCCGCCGGGCCUUUCAGCACGCGUUUUUCCGAUAUCCCCUCGACCAUCGACAUCCCGGUCGGCGAUCAGCUCGACGAAGCUGUCGAAGUCAAUCUUGAUGACCUCAUUGACGAUCCAACCGAACUAUGCACGCUUCUCGAGAAUGAGGGCGCCGCCCGAACUUACUGGAUGACGGUAGCGAUGGCCUAUGCCAAGGAGAGCAAGAUCGACCACGCGAUUGAGAUGCUUAUUCGAGCCGGCCAGGGAAGCACCGCGUGUGCCCCCGAGGGUGUUUUGGUCGCGGAAGCCAAGACCAAGGAGUACUACCUACAGCUCGCCACCUCGUCCCUAAACGAUGCGUCGCGAAUUAACCCGGCGUUUCCUCCUCUAUUCCUAGCUCGUGGCGUUUUGCAGCUUCUGAAGGCAUCUCUUCAAGCCCCCUCCGCCUCUACGGGCCCCAAGGCUGUUGAUCCUGAACGGACCGAGCUGCUUCGACAGGCGCUCAAGUCAUUCGAGGACGCGCUGAGAGUUUCUCAAGGAAAGAACAUGCUUGGACUAAUGGGAAAAGCGCGUGCCCUCUACUCGAUGAAGAAGUACCCCGAGGCCCUUGUGGCGUACCAGGAGGUGCUUCGCAAGAUGCCCAAUCUCGUUGACCCGGAUCCUAGAAUCGGCAUCGGCUGCUGUCUCUGGCAGAGCGGCUACAAGGAUGACGCGAAGAUUGCGUGGGGGCGAUCUCUUGAGCUAAAUCCCAACAACAAGUUUUCCAACAUCCUCCUUGGUCUUUACUAUCUCGACUCCAGCGGCCAGCUUCCAACCAAUACUGGACAAAAAUCUGCCCCUCACUUGCGCCACUUUUGCGGGCUACUUCUUGUCCCGCAGAUCUUUGCAAACGUUGAAACUCUUGCGCACAAGGCAAUCCAGUAUACCGACGUCAACGCUGUCGCAAGUGACGGAUGGUAUCUACUUGCUAGGAAAGAGCACUACGAGGGUAGCAUCAACCAGGCGAGCGAUUUUUAUCGACGUGCAGAUGACGCGCGUGGUGGCACAGAAAGGGGUUACCUGCCCGCCAAGUUUGGCGCUGCGCAGCUUUCCGUGCUGCGGAACGACUUGGGCGAGGCGAAGUUGCAGUUGGAGAAAAUGAUCCAGCUUUCUAAAAACUAUGAAGCAACUAUUCUCCUCGGUACCCUUUACGCAGAAGAGGUCUUUGCCAAUCAAGCCGCCGAAGUAAAGGAUGACAAGUCGGCUGAGAUCACAAAAGCCAUUACCUUACUUGAGACAGUCCGCACUGCUUGGAAAGACCCCAAGAAAAACCUAAACCCGGAUGCUUCAGUCCUUCUUAACCUUGCCCGCCUCUAUGAGUCCGACCAGCCCGAAAAGGCCCUGCAGUGCCUCCAGCAAGUAGAGGAGCUAGAGGUCGCUCAGCUUCUUAACAACAUUGGUUGCUUCUACUCCCAAGCCGAGAAGCAUGAUCCUGCGAGCGAGAUGUUCGAGGCCGCCCUAGGCGCCUGUGUGCGUAUCGACGCAAAAGAUGAGAACGCUGAUACAGACUCCCUGAUUACCACGAUUAGCUACAAUCUCGGCCGCAGUUAUGAAUCGCGGGGGAUGAUGGAUCAAGCUAUCGAGGUUUACGAGCGGCUCUUGGCUCGCCACGACGACUAUAUCGAUGCCCGCACCCGCCUUGCCUACAUCAAGCUUCGCAAGAACCCCCAUAAGGAGGGCCCCGAUGCAGUCGCCAAGCUUUAUCAGGAAAAUAAUACCGAUCUCGAGGUUAGAGCGCUGUAUGGCUGGUAUCUUGGCAAGGUCACCAAGAAGAAGGCCGUCAACCUCAAUGAAGACCAAGAGUUUCGGCACUACAAGCACACUCUCCAGCAUUAUGAUAAGCAUGAUCGGUACGCACUUGUAGGCAUGGGCAACCUCUACCUUCAGCAGGCCCGAGAGAUGCGUCGCGAAACGGAGCUGGAGAAGCAGAAGCGGAGCGCCACCUACAGCAAGGCCGUCGAGUUUUUCGAAAAGGCUCUGUCUCUCGAUCCCAAGAACGCCUAUGCUGCCAUGGGAAUUGCCAUUGCGCUCGCCGAGGACAAGAAAGACUUGAAGAGCGCUCUAUCCAUCCUUGUCAAGGUUCGCGAAACAGUGAAGGACGCGCACGUUCAUGUCAACCUCGGCCAUAUCUAUGGCGAGCUACGCCAGUUUAGCAAGGCAAUUGAGCACUACGAGUCUGCCCUGUCCAAGGACGGCAAGGAAAACGACCCCGUCAUUCUCUCCUGCCUCGGGAGGACCUGGCUCAACAAGGGCAGGUCGGAUCGAGAUUUGGACGCCUACAAGUCAGCACUAGCGUGUGCUAAGAAGGCCCUUGAAGCUGCUCCCGAUCAAGUCCACUACAAAUUCAACGUCGCUUUCGUCCAGAUCCAGCUCGCGUCAACGAUCUACAACCUCUCCGAGAAGCAGCGGGCACUGGAACAGCUAGAAGAAGCGGCUGAAGGACUCGAGGCUGCCAUCAAGGCCCUCGACGAGAUCGCCACGCAUCCUCAUACCCCCUACCCCAAGCAUGAUGUCGAGCAGCGUGCCAACAUGGCGCGCAACACGCAGCGAAAACAACUGGAACGUGCCAUUGCCAACCAGAAGGAGUACGAGGAGAAGAACAAGGAGAAGCUCCAAGCAGCUCUCGAACAGAGGCAAACGGAACUGAAGAGGAGAGAAGAAGAGCGUCAAAAGCUUCUUGACGUGGAGCGUGAGAAGCAGGAGCGUAUUCGGAAGGAACGUGAGGCAAUCUCUGCCAAGGACGCGGAGCUAGCCCAAGCUAGACUCGAGCGUGAGAAGGCAAUCAUGGACGCGGAGAUGACUACGGACUCGGAGACGGGUGACAAGAUCAAGAGGAAGCGGAAGCCUGCUCCCCGCCCGACAAGCGAGGGUAAGCCCAAGCGAACGCCCAAGAAGAAGAAGGGGAGGGCCGAGCAAGGUAGCGGGUCCGAGGGCGAGGGUGAGAGGCCGGCAAAGAGGAGGAGAAGGCUCACCAAGGUGGAGAACUCCAAAUUCAAGUCGGCCGAAAUCAUUGUCGAUAGUGAUGAGUCUGGCGAUGACGACUACGGCGAGGACGACGCUCUCGAGAGAGCCGAGAGGAACCUCGAGAGAUCCUCCGCCCCCGCAUCUGAUGACGAAGAUGACCGUGACCGCAACCAGAGCGACGACGAGGAUAAGAUGGACGUUGACAACGGGAACAACAGGACGCGUGAUGAUGACGAGGAUGAUGAUGCUGAGGAGGUUACUCGGAGAUCAAGAGCGCGUCGUGGCCGCGUUGUUGACAGCGACGAGGAGGACGACGAGAAUGAAGGCGCGGGACAGUCAGACGAUGAUGCUAAGCCCGCUGCCAAAGAUACGAGCAUGGUAGACGCGGACGAUGAUGAAGACGACGAGUAG